GCUCCUGCAGAGGAGGACUUCUCGCGACUGCCCAUCGAGGAUCGAUUGAAGCACAAGGCAUGGAAAGCAAGAGUAUCAGCCUACGAGGAGCUCUCCAAGUCAUUCUCCACCUCGGCCUACGAUACCGAUCCCAUCUUCAAGCCAUACGUCCGUAAUCCUGACCUCGUCAAGGCAAUGGUCGUCGAUUCAAACGUCGUAGCACAGGAAAAGGCAGUGACAGCUGUUUGCGACUUUGUCAGAUAUGGAGGGAAAGCUGCGGGCGGCACCCGCGAGACCGUAUUGCCUGCCGUCGUCGAAAAGUGCCUUGGCUCAACGCGAGGUGGAACAAAGAAGGCGGCCAUCGAACUCGUCUCACUCUACGCCGAGGCAGAGGAUGUAAUGGGAUGCAGCGGCCUCGUAGAUGAUGUCCUCGGCGGCUUAUCUGCCAAGCAACCCAAAGUCGUGUCCGGCUGCGUAGCCGCCCUCACGGCUCUUGUUCGCGAUUUUGGACCAAAGCAAGUCGUACCCAAGCCAAUUCUCAAGCGACUGCCCGAUGUCUUUGCACAUUCGGACAAGACAGUCAGGGCUGAAGGGGCACAGUUGGCCGUGGAGCUGCAUCGAUACCUGGGCGCCGCAUUGGAGCCAACCAUCGACUCGCUCAAGGAUAUCCAGGCAAAGGAGCUGCGCGCGCAAUUCCAACAGAUUGACGAGCAGGGGCAAGGCAAGCCAACACCUACUCGACACCUCUUUUCGCAAAAAGCCGCAGCAGAGGCGGCAGCUGCGGCUGCAGCGGCACCGCAAGGAGCAGCACAAGGAGGAGGGUCAUCAGCGCAAAGCGGCAUGGAUGAUGGCGGCGCGGCAGACGGCGCAGCAGACUUUGACGCCUACGAGAUGGCAGAGGCUGUCGACCCGCUCAAAGCAAAGGCGUGGCCCUCUAGCUUUGACGAGCAAGUCAAGUCCGCCAAGUGGUCUGAACGAAAAGAGGCCUUCGAAGCAGCCAAAACCGUACUGACGUCCAAUGUCAAGCUGCAGCCCACCAACGCAUUCGACUUCUUCGUCGAUGCCUGCGUAGAACGAGUUAAGAAGGACGCUACCGUCCAUGUAUGGCUCACUGCCUGCCAGUGUCUCGAGGCAGCGGCAAAGGGGAUGCGUGGCGGAUUUGGGAAGUACAGGGAUCGCACGGUACCGCCACUGCUCGAAAAGCUCAAGGAGAAGAAGCAGAGUACCGUAGACGUUCUAGCCUCCACCCUCGACGCCAUCUUCCAGACGGUCACGCUGAGCGAGGUGCUGGAGGACAUCCUUACAGCCACGAAGCACAAGAACCCAAAUGUCAAGACCGAGUCGAUCCGCUUCCUUGUCCGCUGCCUGCGAACCACCAAGACGCCACCAGCAAAGGGAGACAUCAAGCCAGUCGCAGACGCGUUGCUCGCCGCAUGCUCCGACGGGUCAGGGGAUGUAAGAGACGCGGGGACGCAGGGCCUAGGCACGCUCAUGAAGUUGAUCGGGGAGAGGCCGAUGAAUCCUUACUUAGAUCAGCUGGACGACAUCAAGAAGGGCAAGGUGCAGGAGGAGUUCGCUAAGGCUACGGUGAAAGUGAGAAUGGGCGGAGCAGCGCCACCAGCUGCGAGAUCAGCGGCGCCACCAGCUGCAGCUGCCGCCCCUAAGCCGCAGCCCCGCGUAGUGGCUCGAUCUAGCGCAGACAAGGAGAAUGCCCCGCCUGCCGCCAAGCCCACGUCAAUGGCUGCCCCGCCUCGCGGCCCGCCGUCACGUCUUGCAGCCAAGCCCGGUCCGUCAAUUGCCAAGCCAGCCGCAGCCGCAGCACCAGCAGCACGAGCAGCUCCUCCUCGCGCCGCCGCAGCGAGCGCCUCCGCCGCAGGCGCACCCUCGGUCAAUGAGCCAGUCAAAUUCCGCUUCACGCCAGACGACGCCGAGUCUCGCGCUGCCGACCUCAUCCCCUCGGAAAUCUCCGGCCAGCUGGCCAACUCCAAUUGGAAGGAGCGUCUCGCUGGCAUCCAGGCCUUCCACUCUUGGCUCGAUCGAGAGGCAGAGGCUCUCGAGUCCGAACUGAUCGUGCGCGCCUUAGGCAAGAAGCCCGGAUGGAAAGAGUCGAACUUCCAGGUGUUCGCAGAGGUGUUCAAGGUGUUCCGUCUACUAGCAGAGCAGUGCCCCACCUUUGGGCGGGCGAGCGUCGCAUUGAGCGUACAGCCACUGUGCGACAAAUUGGGCGAUAUCAAGCUCAAGGUUCCCGCUGGCGAGACGUUGACGACGUACAGCGAACGGACGUCCUUUGGCUUCGUGCUCAAGCAGGCCCUGGUGCCCCUCGCUGCACUCAAGGCGCCCAAGGCUGUGGCAGACUCGCUCCUCUGGGUGGAUGCGGCGUUGCUCGAGUUCGGCAUUGCGGGCGUGGACGUCAAGUCGCUCGUGGCCCAUCUCCUCACCUGCCUCAAGUCAGCCAAUGCCGCCGUGAGAAAUAACGCAACGACGGUCAUGGGCACGCUGGCCCGCUUCUUGGGGGCUACGCUCAAUUCCUUCCUCAGCGACCUGAACCCACAGCUCAAGGCCACAAUCGAGGCCGAGAUAGAGAAGGCCGCCUCUAACCCACCUCCAGCUCCCACUCGAUUCGGCGCUGAACUCAAGAAGCCUGAAGGCGCAGGCGGUGCAGGAGGAGCAGCAAGUGCAGCAGAUGCGGCGGCGGCCGCCGCAGCUGAGGAGGAUGCACUGGACGCCCUCGUCCCUCGCGUGGAUAUUGAUCGUCUGAUCCCCUCGUCCGCUUUGACGAACAUGGGCGACGCCAAUUGGAAGGUGCGCAAGGAGUCCCUCGAAGAGAUCCAGUCGAUCCUGCAGGCCAACACCCGCCUCAAGGGCACACUGAGCGAUCUAGCCCCAGUGAUCAAGCUGCGCUACUCGGACAGCAAUAUCAUGUGCAAGCAGCUGGCUUUGGACAUCGCCACUCGCCUGGCCACAGGGCUGGGUAAGGGCUUUGAGCCUCAGGCGCGCAACUUUGUCCCUCCCGUCGCGCAAUGCCUCGCAGACGCCAAAGCGCCGCUUCGCCAAGCUGCGGCGACGACCCUGACCGCGAUAGCGGAUGCGGCUGGGGUUCCCUCGAUGAUCGGUGGCUUUGCUUCGGUCCUAGACGGGAAGGGGGCGAACCCUCAGCUCAAGCAAGACCUCUUCGCCUGGCUCGCAGCGCGCUUCGAGGCUCACCCGCCGGACAAGUCGUGCGACCUCGCCCCGCUAGCCAUCCACGCCGUGCACUGCUUGGACGAUAAGCUCGCAGCAGUAAAGAAGGCCGCGCUUGCUACGUUGCCGUACAUCAUUCAGAGGGCUGGGUACAAGUUCGUCAUGGCGCAGAGUGAUGGGAUGAAGGCCGCGAGUAAGAAUACGGUGCAGCCUUUGAUCGAUCAGGCCAGACAGGCCGCUAAUGCGUUGAAAGCGCCAGCGGUUGCUGCUGCGGCUCCAGCUCCGGGGGCAGCGCCAGCAACGCGACCAGCUGCGGCAAAGACGCCCGCUGUGAGAUCGUUAGCCUCUGCCGCUCGACCGGCUUCACCUGCCAUGCGCUCCGCGUCGCCCUCGCCUGCAGCAUCGCCUCGGACCAGCGCCGGCACGUCCCGUAUCGCCGGUGUUCGCCCGCCCUCGGCGGCUACUCGCACGCUCCAGGCCCCAGGCUCUCGCAUCGUAGCUCCCGCAGGUUCUGCGGCAGCCAAGCCCGGCUUCUCAUCGCGACUCGGCGUGGCCAAGAAGGCAGUCAUGGCCUCGUCGGGCGGAGCGGCCGCGGCCUCUUCAUUCUCAUCUUCUGCAGGGUCGGGGUCGGCUCCACUCCUCACUUCGGACACCAAGCACAAGGUCGGGCGAGAGAAGAGGGAGGGUCGCGGCGGAUGGAUCAACGCAGAGGGCGCUGCCCGCCCGGAACUUGUCGAUGCGCUGCGCUCGCAAUGCGAGAAUCAUCUCGGCGGCUCCCUCCUUGACUCCAUGUUCUCGCGCGACCACAACGCCGAGCGAGACUACCUCUCCGCAUUGGCACUGCUCUCGGACUUUGUCUCUUCGCCCACCUUCGCCGAGGAGGAGUACGGCAUCCCUCAGCAGGAAGCCGUAGCCCGCGUGGUGGCCAACUCUGACCUUAUACUCAAGUACAUCGCGAUAAGGCUGACGGACAACAACACGAGCAUCUCCCUGAAAUGCUUCGAUGUCCUCGGCCACCUCGUCGACCUACUCCGAACAGAACAAUACCACAUGAGCGACUACGAGGCAGCCUCCAUCCUCCCCUGCUUGACCGCAAAGUUCGGCGACGCCAAAGUUGCCUUCCGCGAUCGGAUACGCGACACGUUCAGGAAGUUGACCUUCAUCUACCCGCCAAGCAAGCUCAUGACACAAUACCUCGAGUCGGGUCUACCCUCCAAGAAUGCGCGAACGCGAGCAGAGUGCCUUGGGGAGCUGGGAUACCUCUUUUCGAAGAACGGGCUACAAGUCUGCACGCCGGCAAAGACGUUGCCUGUGAUCGCGAAGAGCAUCUCUGAUAGAGAUACGAAUGUGAGGACGGCCGCGCUGCUGGCGUUGGGGGAGUGCUAUAAGAUCGUUGGGGACGAGGUUUGGGGGCUGGUGGGGAAGAUGCCGGAUAAGGAGAUGAGCUUGUUGGAGGAGAGACUCAAGAGGACGACGGUGAGCAAGCCUGCUGCGGGGGGAGGGACGGCAGCAGCGGGGGUGGGCGUGUCAUCACCCCGAGCGAUCCCGCGCCCGACGACGACGACGACUCGGAUCGCGUCUGGCAUCCCUGCGCCUGGAACGAAGAGUCGACUGCCCUCAACAAGUGCCUCCUCCAAGCUGGCUGCCGCCGUGCGCGAGCCUUCGACGGUAGACGCUGCGGCUGAGGAAGCGCCCGACGAGCUCCCGGGCAAGGACACGGUGCAGGAAGAAGCCGAGGCCACACGCAUCGAAGAAGACGAAGCGGGAGAGCCAGACAUCGAGCAAGCGAUCAGCGAAAUCCUCUCUUCUGAGCCCACGCGAUCCACGCAGGCACUCAAGGCGAUCCACCACGAGAUGCAGGCCGAUGCUGCCCCCUUUGCCCCCUCUGCUGACCAGCUCGCCUCAGUGCUUGCCAAACAGUUCAGCAGGGCAUUCGGCAAAAACGCGACCAACGAGGGAGCCAAUGCCAGGUUGAGGAAGUACCUCAUUCAGGUGGCGUCGACCCUCUUUGACUCGAAGAUGCGCUCCAGGCAGGGACAUACCGUCGCGUCCUUCAUCGAGAAGAAGAGCCUCGGUGCCUUGAUGACCCAGCUGCUCCAGCGACUGAUCGACACGUCCCUCCAAGCCAAGCACGACGAAGAGGCACGCACCUACGCCACGUACUUGAACAAGGUGGUCAUCCGAUGCUUCGGCUCGUGCAACCUCAACGUGCUCUACGACACCAGCUUCACGAUGUUGGGCGAUGCGACGGAGGACUUGCGCGACUUGAGCGGAGCGACGCUAGAGACUCGCUUCAGGUUCGCAGAGCUGAUCAUCAAGUGUCUCUGGAAAGUGGGGCGACGUCUCCCCACCAGCCUACAGGAGGGCACCGUAGAGCCUGCGGAGCUUCUCGUCGUCCUCGAGGCCUUCUUGCAGCGCAUCCCCGCGGCGGAGUGGAAGGCUCGCGCGAGGGAUGAGGUCAAGCUGGCCGAUCUGCCCUUGCGCACGGUCAAGGUCGUGCUGAGCCACUUUGUUACGGCGUUGGGGGAGGACGUGUUGAGUCAUUUGGACAAGCUGGAGGAGCCCGAGGGGGCGGAGAUUUAUAGGAUUUUGGUGAGGAUGAUCAAUCAGAGUGGAGAAGGAGAGGGUGAGGAGGGAGAGGGGGAGGGAGAGUCCGAUGAUGAGCAGCCUGCGCCUUCCUCCUCCACCCCCACAACGGGUCUCAACGGCAAUGGCCAUGGCCAUGGCCACGGCCAAGUCGCAACGAACUCGUCAAGUAGCUCCUCUCCGCACCUCGCAUCCUCCUCGACGACUGGCUCCUCCGAUGCAGACUCGGCGGCGAAUGCUCAGCUGAAGGACAUCUUUGAGCGCAUUUCUCAAAAGGAGCAGUCCCGCCAAGCCAUCAAGGACUUGUACGACUUCCAAAAACGCUUCCCAGCUAAACAGCCGCACAUCGAGCGCAGCCUGCAGAGCACGGGGCCUAUCUUCCAGCGAUACAUCAAGCGGGCAUUGGCCAAUCACAAGGCCGAGGAUGAGGAG
Molecule: messenger RNA, 6177 nt
Organism: Jaminaea rosea
Lineage: Eukaryota; Fungi; Basidiomycota; Exobasidiomycetes; Microstromatales
Product: ARM repeat-containing protein
Exons: 3
Biological process (GO): microtubule polymerization; mitotic spindle organization; establishment or maintenance of microtubule cytoskeleton polarity
Cellular component (GO): kinetochore; centrosome; spindle pole
Molecular function (GO): microtubule plus end polymerase activity; microtubule plus-end binding
Source: RefSeq, a predicted model, not a curated record